AUGAACUCCUCUGGGAAUGAUAACUGGCACCCGGGCAGCCUGCCAUCGCACCCGGGAAUGGAUCAAGUGAACCAACAGCCCCGUCCUUUAGGAUCUUUUAGUCAGAACCCACCCCCUCAACAAGGUCCGUCGUCGCAGCCCGUUCUUCCACCAGCUGGCCCCUAUCAUCCGGCGAGCCAACCUGCAGGGCACUCGCUUCCUGGGCUGGCGGAGUUGAGCCAGGGUCAUGGUGGCGCACACCAACCUCCUGCAUAUGGCCAGCACCAUUCUGCUGCUUCCCAUAGCGCGGGUCAUUCGCUACCAGGUAUUGGACAAGCGAUGCAGCAUCCUUCUCCUCAAUCCAUCAACCGAGAGCGUGAGCUCGACUCAAGAGAGCGCGAGUUGAUCGAAAGACAGCGUCAAGAAGAAAUGGCCCACAGGGAACGUGAACAGCGUGAGCGUGAGCAGCUAGAACGGCAGCAGCUGGAGCGACAACGGGAACAGCAGCAUCAUCCAGUUCAGAGUCAUACGGGGUCGAUACCUUUACAUCAGCCUGUGGCGUCGAAAGUGCCAAACUCCAUACAUGGCCCGAAUGGGCUUUUGUCCAACUUGGGAUCAAACCCACCCAAUGGUACGCAGGGAUCUAUCCAGUCGUCUGGCGCUCCCGGACCCAUGUAUGGUCCUCAAAUUCCACAUGGGGAGGGAACUCCAAGGUCAUACAUGCAGCACCCUGGUGGACCACCGGGACAGCCUCUGCUGGCGUUCAAUGGGACCGGUCCUCAAAUUCCAGGGAAUGUUGCUGCCCUUGCCCAGGGUCAGCAGCCGAUCUUGAAUGAUGCACUCAGCUAUUUGGAUCAGGUUAAGGUCCGUUUCGUUGAUCAGCCAGAUGUAUAUAACCGUUUUCUUGACAUAAUGAAAGACUUCAAGAGUCAAGCCAUCGAUACACCCGGAGUCAUUCAACGCGUCUCUACACUUUUUAAUGGCCACCCCGCUCUCAUCCAGGGCUUUAAUACGUUCCUGCCUCCUGGCUAUAGAAUCGAGUGUGGGACAGAUGACAACCCGGACGUCAUCAGAGUGACAACACCGUCAGGCACGAACACUAUCAGUAUGCCCCCUCGCCCACGUCACUCAAUGGACUCCUCUGGUGAUCUGGGUCCGUCUGGCGGGAUGGCCCCUCAUGGACGUCCUGAGUUUUUUGACCAAUCUCGACCUGGCUGGCAGCAACAUCAACCCCAGCAGCAACAGGGUAGCCUCCCCGGCUCAUAUUCUCCUGGAUCUCGCAUAAUGGGUCCAGGUAUAUUUGGCCAGCAAGGUGGACAGGGCCAGCCCCAAGACCAUCAUUAUGAUUAUCCGACACAGCAGGAGCAGCAAGCCGCGGCGGGUGCGGCAGCCAUGGCUCAUGGACAAGACCAGCGUGGUGUGUCGCAACUUCAGGGUGCAGCUUCUGCAGCCUCUGCGGGUCUUGGCAGGCCUUCCCUAUUGCAAGUGUCCCCCGCUUCUGGACAAGGUCCCAACCUAACGCAGCCGAUGAGUAGCCUGGCCGGCGUCGGAACAGGCAUGCUUCAGGGCUCGUCGCCCGCUGAUCUAAAACGCGGACCUGUGGAGUUUAACCAUGCGAUCAGCUACGUCAACAAGAUCAAGAAUCGCUUCGCGAGUGCCCCUGAGAUCUAUAAGCAAUUUCUCGAGAUCUUACAGACAUACCAGCGCGAGUCAAAGCCUAUUCAAGAUGUCUACGCUCAAGUGACGCAGUUGUUCAAUACAGCCCCAGAUCUUUUGGAAGACUUCAAACAAUUUCUUCCCGAAUCUGCAGCUCACGCGAAGCAACAGGCGGCUGCGCGUCAAGCAGAGGAGGCAGCGCCUAUGAGUAAUGUACGUGGAGAGCCAGGCUACCCAAGCGCAAACGCUCUUCCAUCCCAAACUCCUAACCGUGACGUUAAAAUGCCACCUCUCGGCCAGUUCAACGUUAAGGACUCUGCUAAAGAAGGCAAGAAACGUCGAGGAGGACCCGGAGCUCCAUCAACACUAGGCCCUUCAAACUCGGGUCCUUCUGCAGGUGCUGAUACCGCACGAAUGGCUGAUGCCCAAGGAGGCCGACCACAGACAAUCCAGCCUGUAAAUGUCAACAAGAGAGCCAAGGUCCACCAUACAAAGCCAACCCAGGCAGAGGCCCCUGUAGUCUCUCCAACCCUCGUUCCCGCUCUUCCUGAGCCCAUUCAGCCGACGUUCUCACUUACACCCACUCAGGAGGAAUUUGCGUUUUUCGAUCGUGUCAAGAAAUACAUUGGCAACAAGCAGACUUUCAGCGAAUUCCUCAAACUCUGCAAUCUUUACUCAACUGAUCUCAUUGACCGGCACGUGCUUGUAAAACGAGCUGCUGGCUAUAUUGGCUCUAACCCCGAGCUCAUGGCAUGGUUCAAGCGUUUCAUGCAUGUUGAAGAGCCCGAGGAUAAAAUUGUCGAAUCCAAGCCGAAGCACGAACCCGGGGUUGUCAACCUUUCCCAUUGCCGCUCCUUGGGACCUAGUUAUCGCCUUCUUCCUAAGCGUGAGCGCCAGAAGCCUUGUAGCGGUCGUGACCAGUUGUGCUACAGCGUUUUGAAUGACGAAUGGGCUUCUCAUCCCACCUGGGCAUCUGAAGAUUCCGGCUUUGUGGCCCAUCGCAAGAAUCAAUACGAAGAUGCACUGCACCGUAUUGAAGAAGACAGACAUGACUAUGACCAUCACAUUGAGGCUUGCACUCGCACUAUCCAGCUGAUUGAACCGAUCGUUCAGCAAUUCCUGGUCAUGUCCGAAGCGGAGAGGGCUGCUUUCAAGCUUCCUCCUGGGCUCGGUGGUCAGAGCGAAGCAAUCUACCAGCGCGUGAUCAAGAAGAUCUAUGACAGACAGCUUGGUGACAAGAUCAUUCGCGAGAUGUUUGAUAGGCCUUGCCAUGUCCUCCCGAUCGUUUUGUUCCGCCUGAAGCAAAAGUGUGAGGAGUGGAAAGCUAGCCAGCGUGAAUGGGAUAAGAUUUGGCGCGAACAAAUGCAGAAGGCGUAUUGGCGUAGUCUUGACCACCAGGCUAUCGCCAGUAAAGGAACUGAUAAGAAGCUGUUUGUGGCGAAACACAUUCAGAAUGAAAUUCAAAACAAGUUUGAGGAGAGCAGGAAUCUACGCAAGAGCGGGUUCCAGGUUCCCAAACACCAGUUCGAGCUCACUUUCGAUGACCCGGCGGUCUUGAUCGAUGCUACUCACUUGCUUCUGACCUUCAUCGACCGCAACUCCGCUGGGUUUGGUGCUGACCCCCAGAAGGUUAUGACAUUCAUCAAGGACUUCAUCCCGGUCUUCUAUGGUAUGGACCGCGAUACUUUCCAUGUGUAUAUGAAUGAACUCUCCACGGGCACCUCCCCGACCGACGAGGCGGAUGAUGAGAGUCUUGUGGCAGAGGAAACCUCGACUCGAAGUCGCAAGGGACUCAAUGGCAAGAGAAUGGAUCUUCUCCGCGAUGUUCUAGAGCGUCGCAGCGAGAAAGCCAACCGGACCGAUAAAGAGAGUAGUACUCCUGCCAGCCGUGAUGGUACUCCAGAUGCAGCACUGGUCCCAUCGACGCCUGUUCCUGACCCCACUGAGACAUUCGACGUGGCGGAGCUGAAGUGGAUGGAGCAUCCAGGGCAGGGCAAUUUCAACUUGGCACGGGAAUACACCCUCAAUGAGUCCUACGAGAAGAAGCAACAUCACUUGUACGCCAACUUGAACAUCUACUGCUUCUUCCGCACGUUUGAGAUCCUCUACUCGCGCUUGCUUCGCAUCAAAUUGCACGAAAAGGAUGCUCAUGAGGAUGUGCGCCGUGCCCUUAUGGCCAAGCCCGCUCAGGAGCUUGGACUUAUCGACAAAGUGCCCACCGAUUUCUUCUAUGACUGCGACCCAAAGGCGAACCUGUAUACUCAGAUUGUCCGUAUGUGCGAGGAAGUAAUCAAAGGAGACAUGGAGUCCUCUCAUUUGGAGGAGACCCUUCGUCGCUACUACUUGCGGAGUGGCUAUCAGUUAUAUAACCUGGAAAAGAUGUUUGCCGGCAUCUCGAAGUUUGCCGGUUCCAUCUUCAACGGUGACUCGAAAGAUCGCAGUUCCGAUAUCAUCAAUAUUUUCUUCAAGGAACGGGACAGAGAAGAGACCACGCACAAUCAGGAGAUUCAGUAUCGUAAGCAAGUUGAACGUCUCGUUAAGGAUGGUGACAUCUACCGCAUUACCUACCAACCGAACACCAAGAAAACUACUGUGCAACUUUUGACCCCCGAGGACGCUACCUUGGAGAAUGAGGAGCUGAGUCAGGAAGCGCGUUGGUCAUACUAUGUCUCCGCUUACACCAUGCGUGAUCCCACAGAAGGCGUGCCAUUCUCACAGUUGCGCAUGCCAUUCCUCAAGCGGAACCUACCCCCCAAGCUUGAACAGGAAGAAGAAUAUAAUCGCUAUUACCGCCCACUUGUGCAUCAGGAUGGCCUCAUCAUCCGUAUCUGCGCCAACAGUUACCAUAUUCUGUACGAGCCUGGCAGCUACGAUUGGUGGUGGCGUCCAGCCGCUCCCCAAGAUGAGACGCCUGAGGAAAUUGCCAAAGAAGCGGCGGCGAUUAAGGAAAGACGUCGUGACCGGUUCACUGAGCGAUUUGUCAACAAUCCUACGUGGGCGCACGGACUCAGCAAGGACCAAGUGGAUGAGAUGAAUCAGCGCUUCCGGUCUUGGGUCAAAGGCACCGAACCCGAGAGUAGUGCUCCUCCUCCUGAGGCAUCUACUCCAGAGCAGAAGGAGGAGCAAGAAGAUACAGAAAUGGCUGACGCCGAGCAGAACGCUUCGGAUUCUAAUAAGGAGGAGUAG
Aspergillus alliaceus is the source of this 4821-nucleotide messenger RNA. RefSeq names its product transcriptional regulator SIN3. The transcript has 8 exons. The record is from RefSeq and is a predicted model, not a curated record. Lineage: Eukaryota; Fungi; Ascomycota; Eurotiomycetes; Eurotiales; Aspergillaceae. Gene Ontology annotation, cellular component: Sin3-type complex; chromatin. Gene Ontology annotation, biological process: negative regulation of transcription by RNA polymerase II. Gene Ontology annotation, molecular function: transcription corepressor activity. The coding region runs from base 1 to 4821 and encodes 1606 amino acids.